GGGCGUUUGGGGAGGAAACCUCAGGUUUAGGGAGAGAGAAGAGAGUCAAAAGUGUCAUUUGAAUCACAAUGGCAGCAUAUGCCAGUGAUGCUUGUGACUUUACUGCAUUUUCUUAAAAACACACAUCAAGCGCUUUUUGUGAACAUGCCAUAAAUUUCUUUUUAUGUCUGAAGGGCCGGGGUUGGCAGCGGGACGCUUUUAGCGAGACUCGGAAGAAAACCGUGAGAUAGAGGUUGUUUUCUGCGAGUAACUUUCACGCGAAGCUGCUGGAAUCGUGUCGCAAACUUAAAGACGCAACAAGGAACAUGGAAGUUAUUGUGUCCGUAUGUUUUAUGUAGUUUGAAAGCAAAAUAAUUAAGCUUUGAAAGACCCAGAUAUGAACAAAAAAGUGCCUGGGAUAGAAUUGAGGUUGGCUCGUGGAACAAGAGUAAUCUUCUGCCUCCACUUAUUCUGAUAAAUUGCUCUGGUCUUGAAGGAGAAGGAAACUUUUACCUAAUUUGACAGACCUAGUAUGGUUCAGGAAACCUUGGAAAGAAAAGGUGUGCAGCAAAACCCCUGAGGUGCAUCAGUACCUUAAUCUACAAGUUGACAGUAGGAGGUGGUUUGUUGCAUGGAAUCACCGGCCAGAGGUCAAUCACAGAAAAAUACUAAUGGUCAUUCCCAUGGUGAUGAGGCUUCAAGAUCCAUUCUGCUAUUGGUGUUCAUUUGUUUUUGUGGAGAGUUCAGUCUCUGGUGGGAACAGUUUUUUCUGAUUGGGGAGAAAACUGAUUUCAGGGAAUGCAAGGAGAACCACAAGAUGCUGGCCCAAGGCCACCAGCGGCUGCAGUGUCUGAGGAUGAACUGCAGAAUAUGUCAGAUGUUCAUCAAAACCUGUCAGAUGCAGAUGCCUUUAAGCUUUUAUGGGAGAUGAAGAUGCAAAAGAGACAAGGAAAGCCAAAUCUUCCAGACACUGUGACUGAACUUGGUACAGAAGAUGGCUGUAAAGUCUACCUUGUCGGAACCGCCCAUUUUAGUGAGAGUAGCAGAAAAGAUGUUGUAAAGACGAUUCAAGAAGUGCAGCCAGAUGUGGUGGUGGUAGAACUCUGUCAGUAUAGAGUCUCCAUGCUCAAGAUGGAUGAGAAGACAUUGCUGAAGGAAGCCAGAGAAAUCAACCUGGACAAAUUACAACAAGCUAUAAAACAGAAUGGAGUCAUGUCUGGGUUAAUGCAGAUGCUGUUGUUGAAGGUCUCAGCUCACAUCACUGAACAGCUGGGAAUGGCCCCAGGAGGGGAAUUCAGGGAGGCCUUCAAGGAGGCUGGAAAAGUGCCUUUUUGUAAGUUUCACCUUGGGGAUAGGCCCAUCCCCAUUACCUUUAAAAGGGCCAUUGCUGCACUUUCCUUCUGGCAAAAGGUCAAGCUAGCCUGGGGUCUCUGUUUCCUGUCAGAUCCAAUCAGUAAGGACGAUGUAGAAAAGUGCAAACAGAAAGAUCUUCUGGAGCAGAUGAUGUCUGAAAUGAUUGGAGAAUUUCCUGAUCUUCACCGCACUAUUGUUGCUGAACGGGACGUUUAUCUUGCCUAUAUGUUGAAGCAAGCAGCAAAGCCAUUAGAACUACCUCUGGCUUUAGGAUCUGAGCCCAACCAACAAAUGCCAUCUGUUGUGGUCGGAGUGGUUGGAAUGGGUCAUGUACCUGGAAUUGAAAAGAACUGGAAUAAUCUAUUAAAUAUUCAUGAAUUAAUGAGUGUGCCUCCCCCUUCAUUAGCUACUAAAGUAUUCAAGUUUGCUCUUAAAACAACGAUUAUGGGACUGCUAGGUUACGGCUGCUACCGCAUGGGAAAAGGGACCGUUCAGUUGAUGCUUUCAAGACCAUUAAUACAGAAUUACCUCCACAAACUUACAAAUCAAAAAUUCUAACCAGACCAGUUUGAGGAUGACCUUUUUACACAAUGAUUUAAGAUGAUCGAAGACAAAUAUACAACAAGCUUUCCCUGUGUAUUUUACAUUAUGAAUUCUGUUAUGCAAAUAAUUUGGGACACAAAGGAUGAAUUCUUAUUGCUUAAGAGCCACAUCAUCAGGAAACGACGAGUCCCAAAUUUUUGAUCUGAAAAUUUACCAAUGACUAUGUGCAAAAGCACAACUCAAACAUGUGGAGUAAUGUACAGUACAUAUGCCUUCAUUGUGACUGAUGGAACUUGGUGUUAGUCAACAUGUUAACGUUGCAAAUUAUAUUUCAAAAUAUUCUGCUUUCAUUUAAAUUUAUCUUUUUGCUGUGAUGCAAGGUUCUGAAGCCCAAGGUUAAACUUACUUUAAAAUCAUCCUGAGAUACUCUUGAAUGAUUCAAAAAAUUAUACAGUUACCUCAGACAUUCAUUAUAAGUGUUUUUCGUACGUUUCCGAUGUUGACAUGAAAACAUUUUGGCAUACCACCAAUAUUGUUCCCAAUUGAACAUUCAGUUUGUCCCCUUCUCUAAAACUGAUCACCGCAAUUGGAACCUUUAUUUUGAUAGGUGAGAGAAUUUGAUCAUAUUGAAUAGAAAUAUUUUAAAUUAUUUAUGACUCAGCCUUUCAAAAAUGACAUGCAAUUGCCAUUUUCUGCUUUUCCUAUUUAUUCCACUCUGCCAUUUCACACAAACGUAUUACAAAAACGACUUAGAACUUUUAAGAGAAAAGGUAUUCAGGAACAAGGUGGCCUCAAGAUUGCUAUUCGUAUUUUUUUUCAAGGCUGCAUUUAACUUGUCAUACAAUUAUUCUCUAGUGUUCUUCAUAAUCGUUAGAUGCCAACCUUGAAGAGUCUGAUUUAAAUCAAAAUUCCCAAAGUAAUUUUUCUCUGCUAUUGUAUUAUGUGGAUUAUCAACACAUAAAAAGGAAUUUGCUUCUGUCUCAUUCUGCGUGUGCUAAAUCUUGGUUACCUUUAUUCUGAAUUUAUAUUACUAUGUUGAAAUGUCUAUUUUUCAAAUUAUUGAAGAACUUCUAGCAAAUUUUGGCUAACAAUAUAGACGACAUGCACUAUUUGUACAUCUUUGUUGCCUUGGUAGUGUUUGCUUAACUGCUUCUAUUUUAGUAUUUGACCAGCAUUACCUUUAGUGGGAAAAAAACAGUACCCUCAGGUUAAAUUCUGUACUUUAUUUGAUGCAGAUUAUGCAGGAAAAUUAUAUAUGGAAAACAGCAAUUCAUAAUUUCCUAAUUAAUGUUGUACCUUAUUCUAAACAGUAAAACUGUACUGUUUAGAGAAAUUGAUAUUGAACCAUGCAAAUCUCUGAAAUGGAGGAAAGGGCUCAAUAAUUAAGUAGCUUUCACAUUAUUUUGCAGGCUUUAUAUAGAAUAAGAUACAUCUUUGUUGUCUUCUUACAGAAGUGUGACUUUUACUUGAGCAGCUUGGUUGGGUGUGUAUCUGGUACAGCUGAAAUCAUAACAAUCUACAGUAAUAAAGUAAGAGUGAAUGGGAAUGUAGACUGGAUAUCCGUGGUUGUAUCGGAAAUCUGUUUGCAAUAGAUGGUUCUCCCCAUCAUUUACGUGCUAUGCACUUGUUCUUACUUGAUUGAGCUGACUUCAUUUUUACAAUAUGCAGAAAGGAAGUACAGUAAUUGUGCAUGUAAAUAGUGGUCGAUCAGAUUUGGAGCGGAGCAUAACAUUGAUUCAAGAUAUAAAGCUGCAUGGAUUACAAGUGUGUUUAAAAUGGGAUUUUAGAAUUUAUAUAGCAAAGGUACCAUUUUUUUUUCCUGAACAGAGAAAUAAAUGUUUGCUCAAAUAAUUCAAAUGGAAUGAAGCUACUUAUAAAAUAUCAGCUUCCCUUUUUCAAAAAAAAGCAUUACCAACUCUAAAUUGUUUUAAACUAUAUACCAGUAUCCAUUGGUCAGUAACUAGUAAUUAAUUUUCCUUUUGAGGAAAAAUGAGAAUGAACCACAAAAAGACACAUCUGCAGCAAUGUUGGUCUCAUCAAAAAUGGUUGCUCUAGUACUUCUGUUUUUUCCUCCUUGUAAUUAAAACAGUAAACCGUUAAUUGCACAAAUAAAUAACAUUGAAGUGGCUUUUAGUAGCUAAGUUUUCUGAACACAACAGUAAUGUUUAGGCUGUUUCUAUAAACUAAGAUCUGCAUGCAGUCCAGUUAUGGCAGUGUAGAAAUAGUCACACUUCUGUUUUAUAUGUGCAUUUGUUGCAGAUAGUUUUUUUAUAUAGAAAUAAUCUGCAAUUUCUUUCAGUAUUUGUGUUGAGACGUGUACAAAAGAAGGACUUGCUUUUUUAAUGCUAAUUUAGUAUACAAUUCUGUCUUUUUUUACAAAAUACUGCCUUAUAUUGAUUUUUUUAAAAAAAAUCAUUUUCUAAACUUGCAAGUCACACUAGUGAUGCAAAUUAUUAAAAUGGGAGUUCAGUUAGGUACAAUGAUGCUCAAAUUUGCUUUAUCUGUCAAAUGACAUUCUUCUGAAAUGCUGUUUAUUUUUGCUUUGUACAUUUGAAUAGUUAAACAUGUGUUCAAACCCCACAAUUGACAGUGGCUUGUUUGGGACAAAAUCAAUGUGUUUAUGAGGAGUAUCUGUUUAUGGUACUUGCUUCUAAUAACUAAUAUCAAUGAAUGUAGUCCAUAUAUCCAAUGUACUAAAGCAACUUGUGCAAUCCAAAUUUCAUGAAUGAAUACGUUUUUACAAAUGUAAGGAAAUGAGCAAUAAUAUUAAAGUGCAUUUAGCAGUUUUGUGGCCUACACAAACUGUUUUAGCACUACUUCAAAUCAUCAAAUAUGAUAAUACAGUGAGAUGCAAUGAUGUGGUGUAUGAUUAUCAAUGAUUUAUUUUGACCGUAGCAGUUACAGCUUAAUCAUUCCUGUUAAAGCUUAUUUCUGAGGUUACAUUCCCUGAAAAGGUUAAUACUCUCUCAACAAUGUACCAAAAAAGAUCGUGUUGAUUUCUAUCAAGUGUUAUCUAUUUUGUGAUGCUGUUUUGCUGGGCUUCUUCUGCUUCUCAGGUACUGUACUUUGAAUUUAUAAAAAAAAGCAGUUUUAAGGUUGCAGCUACUCAAGUUGGAUAUUGAAAUAUAAAAAGCCAUGUUUCCCAGACAUCCUGCUAAUGGGGUGUUUUUUCUGUGUCCUGUGUCUUUGUUUUAGUUCUAUAAAUGUCGAAAACAAAUGAAAUCUUUUCCUGCAAUUAUGUAGAAGGACCGUGCCUUUUUUGACAGCAAAGUAUACGUGGUGUAUUGGAGACUAAGUGUACCAUAAGUGCAGAAAUUAAGUAUUAAAAGUAAUUCUAUCUCAGUAUUUUUCAGUUUUGUUUUGGUAAAAUGACAGAUAAAUCUGAGUGAGGAUUUUUCCCCCGAAUUAUAAAAUGGUAAUUUAGAUAAAAGCCAUUUUUUUUUAAAAAAAAACUAAAAGCUAAGUAAGCUACUCACCAGGAUGGUCCAUUUUAGAUCCAUGGUGUGUUCUGAUCUCAGCUGAGGUAGCGGGAGGAUGGCUAAAUUUAGCCACAAUGGCCCUGGUUUUGGGAGGAGAUAAAUCAAACCCUUGUUUCUGAUCACUAACCAACGACGUGUCUUGGACAGAACACCUGAGGGGAUAUUGGAUGAGUAGGGUAACUGGCAAAGCUGCGAUCUUUCACUCCCCUCCCCCCACCAAGGCAUGGUGCCCAUUUUAAUCUCUCCAUGUUUUAUAGUCUGCAUUCCUUCUAACAGUUCGUCACAUGUGUAUAAUAAUCCUUGUAUCACGUCUUCAAGACGUCUCAAAGCGCUUCACAAAACAUACUGUAAAGUAAAUUGACUAUAAGAAUGCAUGUCACCUGUAGAUUGCCUGUUACAUGAUCAAUGUUGUUUUAGCAAUCUAAGGAAGAUAAUCUACAGAUUAGUCGCAUUUCAAA
Callorhinchus milii (elephant shark) is the source of this 5812-nucleotide messenger RNA. RefSeq names its product TraB domain containing (gene trabd). The record is from RefSeq and is a predicted model, not a curated record. Bases 778 to 1890 code for a protein of 370 amino acids. The transcript has 13 exons. NCBI's taxonomy places the organism in Eukaryota, Metazoa, Chordata, Chondrichthyes, Chimaeriformes, Callorhinchidae.